Alternaria arbusti is the source of this 786-nucleotide messenger RNA. RefSeq lists its product as uncharacterized. The coding region runs from base 1 to 786 and encodes 261 amino acids. Lineage: Eukaryota; Fungi; Ascomycota; Dothideomycetes; Pleosporales; Pleosporaceae. The transcript has a single exon. The record is from RefSeq and is a predicted model, not a curated record.
AUGCCAAAAUCCAACAUCAUGCAAGGCAAGCCAAAUUCACAGCCAACACUUCCCGUAGACGAACCCGCAUCAGUCUUCGAUUCCUUCAAUUCCCUUCCCGCAGAACUCCAAGCCCGCAUCAUCAAAUACGCUUGGAACAAUGCCAUACACGCAUCACCACGACAUCUCCACGCCGACAUCAAAUUUCGCCGACCCAAUUCCACAGCCUCCGUACUAGCAGCAAGCAUUCCCUGCUCAGUACAUUACCGAGUCCACGCCUCUGUCAAUCGGGACAUCACCUUGCACCUAACCAGCAAGUUCUUCUCCGCCGAGUGCAAAUUUCUCGCCGCGCCGCAUCACCUCCACCUCCCUGUUUCCAACUCAAAGGAUGGAAUCAAAUCCGGCGCGACCAAACCCGUCCUCUUCGUGCCAGACACAGAUACCUUACAUAUCAACAUCAAAGGCGAAAUAACUUACAAAUACACCGUCCUCUCCGCUUUUGCUAUCCUACCUAAGCACCUCAGGGAGAUGGUCAAGCAUAUCGAUAUCGACUACACGGACGCACAGGAUAUGUUGGAGCUGUGCUUACAGCUAGGCCCGAAGGGUAGUCUUACGAGCUUGAUCGCCGGGCUCGGAGCGCCGGAAUUGGAGACUGUAACGAUCUCGGUGUGUAGCUUAAUCGUGGAAGGGAAUCAAAGGGUGGGGUUUUUGACGAUGCCUGGGAGGGAGGAGAAGGGGGUGGAGAUGAGGGUUAAGGCAGUGGAUGUACGGGAGGGGCUGACAUUUUGGGAGAGGAUUAUGAGAUGA